CGUGGGCUGUGACGGGACACAUCCAUUCAUCUGCUACAGUCCACUUAAGUGCAUCUUCGAACUAAACGAUGAGCUGUGAUGGAGGGAAGGCUGAAGCAGCUCCAACAGAAGCUGAAGGACCAGAAGCUGAAGGACCAGAAGCUGAAGGACCUGAAGCUGAAGGACCAGAAGCUGAAGGACCAGAAGCUGAAGGACCUGAAGCUGAAGGACCAGAAGCUGAAGGACCAGAAGCUGAAGGACCUGAAGCUGAAGGACCAGAAGCUGAAGGACCAGAAGCUGAAUAACGACGUCAGACUGAGUUUUUUUCGUUUCUUUAGUUUUACCAUUAAUUAA
This is a messenger RNA of Centropristis striata (black sea bass), 333 nucleotides long. Its product is annotated as eukaryotic translation initiation factor 2-alpha kinase 1-like. Bases 79 to 333 code for a protein of 84 amino acids. The record is from RefSeq and is a predicted model, not a curated record. The transcript has 3 exons. Lineage: Eukaryota; Metazoa; Chordata; Actinopteri; Perciformes; Serranidae.